Sinocyclocheilus grahami is the source of this 574-nucleotide messenger RNA. RefSeq names its product MYC binding protein (gene mycbp). Gene Ontology annotation, biological process: regulation of DNA-templated transcription. The record is from RefSeq and is a predicted model, not a curated record. Gene Ontology annotation, molecular function: transcription coactivator activity. Gene Ontology annotation, cellular component: nucleus. The coding region runs from base 117 to 428 and encodes 103 amino acids. NCBI's taxonomy places the organism in Eukaryota, Metazoa, Chordata, Actinopteri, Cypriniformes, Cyprinidae. The transcript is spliced from 5 exons.
CUUUAAGCGUUGCCAGGGCGACAGUGUUUGUGUCCGUGUUCCGGUUCCGCUCUGCGCAUGCGCGGAAGACUCGUUCGGCGACUCUAACCAAACACUUCGUGACUCCGUCGCUCGCAAUGGCGCAUUACAGAGCCUCCGAGUCGAAGCGAGAGCAGUUCAGGAGAUAUCUGGAGAAGGCCGGGGUCCUCGACAGCCUCACCAACGUCUUGGUGGCUUUGUACGAGGAAACCGAGAAGCCCAGCAAUGCCUUGGAGUAUCCUUACACUGCUGUCCGCAGAAAUCAGCUGCUCCUCAAGCCAGAGUUCAGCCAGACGCGGCUGGAGCUGAACACUUUACAGCAGAAAUAUGAUCAGCUGACGGAGGAGAACAAAGAGCUGAGGAGCCGGCUGCUGCAGUACGAGCCGGCGCAGGACGCGGGAACAGAAUAACUACUACUUCUUGACAUUUUGAGAUAUUUCUUCACCGCAGUAGAAAUCUUUGAGUUUGUUCGUUUUGUCAUGUCGGAGAAGUGAAUUUUAUUUUUUGGUUAUUGUUCAACAAAUUUGUGCCUGAUAUUUAAUAAAAGCAUUUUUUG